UCAGUCUGCUUAUUUUGGCCGUCGUGAUUUCUAGGCGCGGAUAAAUUUUUGGCUCCGGUCGAUUUGCGCUAAAUUCGAAAACAGCAUUUCAAUAUUAUUUUACGACUAAUUCGGGAACACAUCCGCGACUCGCAGUAUAAAAACACAAGAACAAAAACAAAAGUUUUUAAUCGAAAAUUUAAAACGUUCUUUUACAAAAAAACACAAUCGCCGGUGGUGUCGCGUUGCGAUAUAUUAAAGCGACAAUAACAACAACAACACAAAGUGCAAUGGUUUACAAACGAAGUGACAAAAAAGCGUCGCGAGUCAAAAUAAAUUAACAACUUAAUUUCUCAUUCACAUCCAUACAUAUUUCCAAUCGACAAUUCGCGUGUUUUCAUUAAAUAUUUAUAAAAACAAACAGCAAGCAAAAAAGUGUUUCGGGGCCAAUGCUGCAUGAAGGAAAAAACAACGACAACUUCAACAACAACAAUAACAGCAACAACAUCUUGAGUUGUGUUCAACGAGCAAAAACGGAAAACGGCAAACGACGACAAAAGGAAACGCAGCUGUCUGGUCCAAUACUGAGGCAAUUUUAACAACUCUUCGUGGCACACAAAUCCUUGGACUCCGGCGCCAGGCGAACUCGCGAGCGCGAAUAAUUGAAUCAUAAAAGACAGACGAAGACGACAAGGAAGAAGGACGACGGAGCGAGCAAGCAAAUCGUAGCCAACUUCGGUGGCAGGAAAUGUUAACAAAGCCAAGCAAAUAAUUGUUGUAGGAGCCAAAAGGAAGCGGGAACGGGAAAGAGGAAAGCAGAAAGUAGAAAGGGAGCAGACAGGAAGGAGGUAGGAGCUGAGAAAUGACAGCCGCGCUGCUUUAAUUAAAGCUGCUGCGCGGAGGAGGCGCGUGGAGCUGGCAAAGAACAACAACAAUACCAAGAAAAGAAAGAAAAAAGAAACCGAAACGCAUAAAAAGGAAAAAGGAAAUUGAAACGCAAUGUGGCUGAUGCCGCUCUGGACUGUGGACAACAGAACAAAGUGGACGAAAUUGCUUUUGGAACUGAACGAGCAGCGUUUACCGGACAGCGGCGCGCGGCAGACCGUGGGACAUACAUCAUUUUGAUUACAUUUUACCUUUUUUUAACGACUGACACGCAACUCAAAAAUUAGCCAAACAACCAAAAAAAACAAGAAACAAGCCCCCAAAACGAGAUCAAGUUAGAAGAGUUGUAGUGCGAACGAUUCCCUGCGGAAUUUCACGCAUGAAAUAACAGAAGCAGGCAGCGCACUCAGUUUUUGCAUGCUGUUGCUGCUGGAAGAAGGAGAAGGAGCCAACGCCCAUCAACAGCUACACAUGAACACGCCGCUGUGACAGGACGAGAGCACACGAGGAGGAGCAGACACCGGCACAAUUUCGUCAACUGCAGCGAGCGAGCAGUGUCAGCUUCAGGCCAUCAACGCAGCACCUCAUCUCACCAGUUCAUCCCUCCACUACAAUUGCUAGACCAGCAGCUGCUACAGUUACAGUUGCAGUUGCUCUCGUCAUCUGCUGUUGUCACUGGGCGAGCGCGGGCGAAGAGUUAAGACCAUAAGCAUACUAACUAACCCCCCUCAACAGCAAUCAUCAUCCUGAAAACCCAAACCCACAAUCCCUUUACUGUCACCAGCAACUCGCUACCAACUAACAAACAGCAGGAGCGCCGCAUCCGCAACCGGAGACGGAGCCAGAGCCAGAGCCAUAGAAGCAUAUCCCAAUGAAUCUGCUGUGCUGUUGUUGUUGCAGUAAUAUGGCACCGAACCAGCGCGUCACACGCAAAUGGGAACUGUUUGCCGGACGCAAUAAAUUCUACUGCGAUGGAUUGCUAAUGUCCGCACCGCACACGGGUGUCUUCUACUUGACGUGCAUCCUGAUUACUGGCACCAGUGCCCUCUUCUUUGCCUUCGACUGCCCAUUUUUGGCGACGCGCAUUAAUCCGGUGAUUCCCAUCGUUGGAGCCGUGCUGUACUUCUUCACGAUGAGCUCCUUGCUGCGCACAACCUUCACGGAUCCCGGCGUCAUACCGCGUGCCUCCAAUGAUGAGGCUGCCUAUAUUGAAAAGCAAAUUGAAGUGCCAAACUCACUGAACAGCCCCACAUACCGACCGCCACCGCGCACCAAGGAGGUCCUUGUCAAGGGGCAAACGGUCAAGCUGAAGUAUUGCUUCACCUGCAAAAUCUUUCGACCACCGCGCGCCUCACACUGCAGCCUCUGCGACAAUUGCGUGGAUCGCUUUGAUCACCACUGUCCCUGGGUGGGAAAUUGCGUGGGCAAGCGAAAUUAUCGGUUCUUUUAUUUGUUUCUAGUCUCACUGGCAUUUUUAGCCGUAUUUAUAUUCUCGUGCUCUGUGACGCAUUUAGUUUUAUUGAUGAAAACCGAACAGGAGGUCUUCGAAGUAAUAAAGAAGGCGCCAUUUACUGUGAUUGUUGUGUUCAUUUGUUUCUUUUCGAUCUGGUCGGUGAUCGGGUUGGCUGGAUUCCAUACAUACCUGACGACCAGCGACCAGACAACGAAUGAGGAUCUCAAAGGAUCGUUCUCGUCGAAGGGCGGGCCACGCACCCAGAAUCCCUAUUCCCGAGGCAACAUUUGCCUGAACUGUUGCCACAUAUUGUGCGGUCCCAUGACGCCCUCGCUGAUCGACAGACGCGGCAUUGCCACGGACGAGUACAUACAGCAGAUGCAUCAUUCCAGCCCGCGGCAUGCACUGAGCGAUGUCAUCAGCGCCUCGCAAAUGGUGACCACAGCACAGCCGAUGCUGGGCGGUGGCAUGGGCGUCAUUGGUGGCAUCAGUGGAGCGGGCGGUGGCGUUAACAUUGGGGGCGCUGGCGUCGGUGGCGAGCUGAAGCCGCGCUUCUACGAUGAGUCGAAUCCCUCCUCCUCGACAUUGGAGAGCAACGGUGUGGCCGCUGCAACAACCGGAGCAGCCAAUGGCCACGGACAUGGCCAUGGGCAUGGUCACGGGAACGGCUUCGACCGACCACCCAGCUAUGAUACGCUCCAGAACGGUAAGUCCAAGUCGCGCCGGCAGCAGCAUCAGCGCUGCUCGCUGCAAACACUGUUGCCAGCCAGUGCACAGCAACAGUUCAAAGCCAACAAACACAAACAACUCAAACACCCAACACAACAACACCAUCAACAACAAUCGCAACAAGUGCAACUGCAACCGCAUCACAAGCAACAACUGAUGGCCGCCGAGCUGCAGUUGCAUCUGCAACAAGAGGCGCUAGCCAGUGGCAUGGCAACGCCGCCAUCGCUGCAACGUUCGCCGGCAACAUCGUCGUAUCGGCUGAACCUGAAGCGCUCGCUGCAUUUGCCACUGACGCCGUCGUACGACCCACGCAACUCGCCGCUGCCGCUUCUGCAUCAUCAUGUGCACUCGCAGCAGACCACGGCCAUUGGCAGCGUCUCGGCAGCAGCGGCGGCAGCUGCCGCCCAACUCGCCGCCGCUGCAGGUGGCGGAGUGAGCGGAGUCGGUGGUGGCUCCUCAUCGUCGGCGACAACGGCGCCCACAUCGGCCUCAAUGGCCACAGCGCCGCCGGCGCUAGCACCGCGUCGCCCCUCGACGUUGCAGUUGCAGGGCAGCGCAGCGAUCUCGGGCAGCCAGAGCACCGUGACGACCAUACAGACGUCGGCCCCACAGCCACCGGCACCGACGGACUUCAAAUACUAUUCCCCGCAACGCAGCACCGACUCGAAUCUGAUGCGUAACUAUCCAUUCCCCAAGUCGGCGCGUGGCAUGCGUCGGCAGUCGACGCAAUCGGUGGACUCACAGAAGGUCAACAUUGCCGGCUAUCAUCCGUUGCCCAUGCGCACGCGGUACAAGCAUCAGGAGGUGAUGUUUGAGCUGAAGUCACCGACGAACCGGUUGACUAUUCGAGAGUGUGAUUUUGGCGGUGGCGGCGAACCCUGCGACGACGAUCAGUCGAUCAAGGACAGCCAGAUCUUUCGUGUUAGUAAACGAAAUCUUUAUAUGAAUCAUCGGUCGCCGUGGAAGGAGCGCGAUCGGUACUCCAAUCUCUAUGAGUACUCUUUCAACAUCGAUCUCAAUUCGAUUAUCGAGGAUGCCGCGGGCAGUGAUUCGUCCUAGUACGCAGCUCGCAAACCGCAACAAGCAUUCGUCUUCAACACUGCCACCAGCACCACCACCACCACCACCAUCAUCAUUUCGAUCAUCAUCAGCAUCGCCAUCGAAACCAUUUACAUCAUCGGCUGUUGCGUAGUCUCAGUCAUUGAUUGGUUGUUAAACAAUAAAACGGCGCUCGAUUCGUCGAUGUCGAUGUCGAUUCUCCGGCGGAAACUUGGCGCAAUGCCUUCGAUUCCUAAUGCUGCUCGAUGGAAAUUUAUUUCGCAAAUUUCGUCUGAUAAUGAUAUACGUAUAAAAAUAACAACAAGACAAAAUAGUUGUACAACUUCACAAUUGGCUUCCGUGUGUCGCGCUUUUUUAUAAUUAGGCUAGCUAAUUAAUUAAUUGUAGUGCAUUUUAUAUUUGUAUUAUUUCUUGAAUUUGUGCACGCGUAGUUGCAGCAGAAAGAGUCGCGUUUGCCUUAUGAUUUGUGAUCCAAAAUUGUUGAAAUACCCCCCGCCCCGCUCUUCCUAACUAGUACGUGUAGCUUCCCCUUUGUAAAUUUUAUAAAAACUUGGUUCAUACAAACUUUUGCGUUUAUUUAGCACCCUAAAUCAUAGGCCAGAAGGAACCACGCUGUCGCACCGCCUACUGCCAACACGAGAGCGGAGCGUCAGUGUGACCAAGUAUUUUUCAGUUGUCGCAGCAACUAAUCGAAACACCUACACACACACACUCACAAACACUUGUGUAUAACCCAAAGUCUAUAUACAUACAAUAUAUAUAAAUGUUGAAAGUCCAUAUCCCGACGCCGCCACCUCCAAUAGCGAAUAGACCAAAACCAAAACCAAAUCCACACUAAAGUAAAGUAAACCUAAAGCUAACAGAAAAUUACAGCUUCGACAUGUCGAAGAUAAAAUACUCUUGCAGACAGGGGAUUAUUAAAAAUAAGAAAGCUAAGCCCACAAAUUAGCUUACUCCGUUCAAAAAACAGUGAGUUUUUAUACAAUUACGAAAGGAAUUGAGGAUCACGAUUAAAUCGUAAACAAUCUUACUUCAAAAUUGCAGCCUUCUAACUCUUACCGCUCAUAUAAGACGUUUAGAAUUUCCCAGUCUUAUUGCAAAAUGAAAUUUGGGAAAAAAACUUACUUCGUUGCAAAAUCAAUAAUAUUUAAGAAAAAAAACCGCUGAACACGAUCAAAUUUCGAAAACAACCUCAAUUAAAAAUUCAGCCUCCUAGCUCUUUCAAUUUGAGCUUUGAGAAAUCAAUCAGUCAGUCAAGCACGCAGUUUUUUAUAAGUAUAUAAUAGAAUGCUAUAAAGGAAGCCAAUCCGAUCCAUUCUAAUUUAUUAUACAUUUGCUUACUAUACAACUUUACAAUGAGUUGAAAUGAACAAUAAAAACUAGGGAAGUUGCCACAAGACUGGCUUAGCUAUAUUGAUACUUAUAUAUGUGUGUUUAUCUAAAGAGGUUUAUCAUCGAUUUCUUCAACUUGACUCCAAUCUAAUGACAAAAUCCUCUGCAAGGGUAUUAAGAAGAGAGCAAAUCCAUUGCCACGACCUUUGCAUGUUGAGCUUGGUUCGUAAUGAAUUGAGACUUUUAAUUUGUGUUGAAUAACGAGUAUUUAGCCCUUGAUUUUGCCCGCAGUCACUUGUGCAAUUUAGUUGAAAAUUUAAUUUUUAAGGUUUCAAAAAAAUGAAAAUGAAGAAAAAAUGUAAACACACAGCGACAGACAGACAGUUACACACAUUUAUGAAGUUAGCAAACAAUAAAUUGAAUAGCCAAACAACUGCCAUUUAUCGACAACAAAACCAGAGAAAAAGUCAAAGAAAAAAACAUUUUGUUUAACGUACUUUCAUUUCGUCUUUUUACGAAUCGAAAAAUAUAAAUUCAAUAAGAAUUUGAUAUCAAUUUUAAUAGAUAUGUAAUUUUAAAAGAAACCAAAACAAAACAACAAAGUCUAGUCUUACUAACUAAACAGAUGCAUUGGCAUUGUAAUGCAAACAAAAAUAUUGGAUAUUUAUUAGGUAUCAAAUUGCCAAGUGACUGCAAAUAUGUCAAAAAAUAAGAAAAUACAUAAAUAAAUAUGUUAAAACUGAGAGACAAAUAUUUAUACAUAAACAAAUAUAUAAACUAGUUGUAAAUGUUAACAAAAAAAAAACGAAAAACAAAAAAAUAGAGCUAAUCCUCGAUACUGAAGAGAACGCAUUGGAUUUUAAGUGAAAUGAUAAUUACUUAAUUUAGAACAAUAAGUCGGCUUACUGUAAAACGGCACAUUGACAGCAUUAGCUUGUGCCCAGUCUUAAAGGCUAUCAAUGUUAACCAUAAACAAUAUAUAUAUACACAUAUAUAUUAAUGAAAAUGAUAUAUAUAUAUAAAGAUUAUAUAUUAUAUAUACAUAAAUGAGUUCCUUUUAGCAAUGGAAAAGUUAUGAAAUGAAUGCAUACGUAUUGAAUAAUAAACUGAAGACACUUACACAUUCACACACAGACAAACAGACACACAUACAUAUAAAUAAUUAUACCUAAAUGUUGGGCAAUAAAUGUACGCUAUAAAGCAUAUUGAAAUGUUAACGAAUUAAAUUGGAAAUCAAGUAACGAAUUGUAUACACUAAGAGAGAUAACUAGAGUUAAUUCCUACACACGCAUCAUAUGUACACACUGAGAAUUGAGAUAUACAAUUAUGUACACACUGACACUGAAGUGAUGAUCUCGUGUGUACACACUGAAACGAUUCUACUAUCUCACACACACACACCCAUACACACGUGCACACAGCGGCAGUCGAAUUUGGACGCCAUUUUGUAAAAGUUGUGCGCUUUUUCUAGUUCGCUGUCAAUCGCCGCCUUGUUUGAGUUCCAGUUGCGUGAUAUCAUUUCAUAUCACAUGAAUUGAAAAGUCAAGCAAAUAAACACACCUUCCUUUUACACACACACACACACAUACACACUCGCGCACACACUAAUGCCAAACUCUUUUCUAUAUCUUUCAAUUUAACUUGACUAUGGAACAACCCAAACAAACGAAAAAAAAAACCAAAUACCAUAAAAAAUUUGUGUCUUGUAAUUUAUCUAAAAACCAAAACCAAAAAAAACUAACGCAAUUGAGUGAAAGCUUUCGUGGGCCGCUUAAAACUAGAGUAAAACCUAACAAAAUGCGUUAUAUGGCUCAAUUGGGUAAUUCCAAUAGUUUAGCCCAGCUAGUUGACAACGAAAUUCCAUUGGCCCAAAUGGAUAUGCCGUCGUACAGCCAGCAGACAGCAACACAG
Messenger RNA from Drosophila nasuta, 7348 nucleotides. It is a transcript of the gene app, whose product is annotated as Palmitoyltransferase app. The record is from RefSeq and is a predicted model, not a curated record. The transcript has 12 exons. Lineage: Eukaryota; Metazoa; Arthropoda; Insecta; Diptera; Drosophilidae. The coding region runs from base 1736 to 4105 and encodes 789 amino acids. Gene Ontology annotation, cellular component: Golgi apparatus; endoplasmic reticulum. Gene Ontology annotation, molecular function: protein-cysteine S-palmitoyltransferase activity. Gene Ontology annotation, biological process: peptidyl-L-cysteine S-palmitoylation; protein targeting to membrane.